GAUAUAGGUUGUGUGAUAAGUUGAAAAAUAAAUGUAAAUAAGCCACGUGGUUACAUUCAUUGCUUUCAAGUCGUCGAAUAAAGACGUUCUACGAAUUUAAACAAAGUUAUUAAUUAUAAAUUUGAAAAAGAAAAUAUUUAAACAGUUUUAAAAUGGCAAUAAAUAUUCGUGUUGAUUCACCAAAUAUUAAAUAUACUGAAGAAUUUAUUCAAGCUAAAUAUGAAUAUCAAACAACUAAAAUUACUGAAAAUAAUAAAAAUAAUGUUACUUUAUCACCAGAGUCGCAUAAAUUAUUGAUACGGACUCAAGUUAAAUUACCAAGAAUAGGAGUUAUGCUUGUAGGAUGGGGCGGUAAUAAUGGCACUACAUUUACCGCAGCUGUAUUAGCUAACAAAUUGAAAUUAAAAUGGGAAACAGUACAUGGUGUCCAUGAUGCUAAUUGGUAUGGAUCAAUAACUCAAUCAUCAACUUUAUUACUUGGCUGCGUAGGUCAUGAAGAAAUAUACGCACCUAUGAAUUCUUUUUUGCCGAUGAUUAAUCCGGAUGACAUUGAAAUUGACGGAUGGGAUAUAUCAGAUAUGAACAUUGCUGAUGCGAUGAAACGCGCUAAGGUUCUAGAUAUUAAUAUUCAAAAUCAAUUGAAAUCACAUUUGUCGAAAUAUGUACCGAGAAAAAGCGUUUAUUCUCCUGAUUUCAUUGCUGCCAAUCAGAAAGAGCGUGCGAAUAAUUUAAUAACUGGUACAAAAUCAGAGCAACUGAAGCAAAUCCGCGCUGAUAUAAACGAUUUCAAGUCAACUAAAAAUUUAGACAAAGUAAUAGUUUUAUGGACAGCAAAUACUGAAAGAUUUGCUGAAAUAAUAACAGGAGUCAAUGACAAUGCUGAUAAUUUAUUAAAAUCCAUUGCCGAUGAUCAUUCAGAAAUAAGUCCAAGUACUUUGUUUGCUGUAGCUGCUGCCUAUGAAGGCUGUACUUAUAUUAAUGGAUCACCACAAAAUACAUUUGUACCCGGCUUAAUUGAAUUUGCUGAAAAAAAAAAUAUAUUUAUUGCCGGUGAUGAUUUCAAAUCUGGCCAAACAAAAUUAAAGUCCGUAUUGGUUGACUUUUUGGUUACCGCUGGUAUUAAACCAGUGUCUGUUGUCAGUUAUAAUCAUCUUGGUAAUAAUGACGGUUAUAAUUUAUCAGCACCGCAGCAAUUUAGAUCUAAAGAAAUAUCUAAAAGUAAUGUCGUUGACGAUAUGGUUUUAUCAAACAAUAUUCUAUACAAACCGGGUGAAAAACCAGAUCAUUGUGUUGUAAUUAAAUAUGUGCCAUAUGUUGGAGAUAGUAAACGUGCUAUGGAUGAGUACACAUCAGAAUUAAUGUUAGGGGGCCAUAAUACAAUCGCUGUUCAUAAUACUUGUGAAGAUUCAUUAUUAGCAACUCCUAUUAUUCUGGACUUAAUUAUUUUGGCUGAAUUAUGCUCUCGUAUUACAAUCAAACGCAUUGAUAAUGAUGACGAUUCUAACAGCAACGACGGAUUCAUUACUUUCCAAAGUGUAUUGUCACUGCUUUCGUACUUAUGCAAAGCGCCGUUAGUUCCCGCUGGCGCCCCAUUGGUUAACGCAUUGUUCAGACAACGUGCGGCCAUUGAAAAUAUACUGAGAGCUUGUUUGAGUCUACCGCCUAAUAAUAAUAUGAUGCUGGAACAUCGUUUUAAAUUUUAAAUCCGAUAUAUAUUUUAUUGAAGUAAUGUUUUAAUAAUUGAAUAUAAUUAUAUUAUUAUUAAGACAUUUUUAUUUUUUUGUUUGAUGGACCAAGGAAUGCUUGAGUACCUUAAUAGUAAUAAUAAUUAAAGAUGUUCAUAGUAAAUUUUUUAAGAAAAAAUUCAAUUAAUUGAUUAACAGAAAAUCCAGAAAAAAAUUUAAUAUUUCUCAAAGGUUUAAAUAAAUUUAUUGAGAGUUCGGUCAAAAUUUGGUGGUUAUUAAAAUGCGCGCGCAACUGUUCAAAUCUGGUAUAAAGUCCCCAAGCGGCAUAAAAAAAAUUGAUGACUUUUUGUUGAAUUCUAGUUCACAAUCGGUUACAUAACAAAAAAUUGUCACUUUUUUUGUGCCGCUUGGGCCCGUCAAAGAAUGAUCUCUUCCCCCACUAUUCUUCUACGAUUAAGUCAUUACUGCGCAUGCUGAUUAAUGCAAACUCGUGGACUUCAUUAUAGCCGAGUAGUGGGAGAAAAGUCCAUUCUUUUGGAAAUUUAAUUAUACUGUCUUACACUUUGCGUAAUAGAAAAGAAAAUAACCUAAAAAAUUUACUAUAGAAUAUUUUAAAAAUUUUUCAUGUAUUUUUCUACCUCACUAAUGUUAAUCACAAUCAUUUAAUUGCAGUUUAUUCCAGAAGUUGAAGUAUUAUUGAUAAGUGAAACAAACUUUUUGUUGAGCAAAAAUUGUAUGCUUUUUAUUUUGUGUCAAUUAAUGAAAAAAUAAAUAUUGUCUUAUUGA
Messenger RNA from Microplitis mediator, 2471 nucleotides. RefSeq names its product inositol-3-phosphate synthase 1-A (gene Inos). Gene Ontology annotation, biological process: phospholipid biosynthetic process; inositol biosynthetic process. The coding region runs from base 153 to 1703 and encodes 516 amino acids. The record is from RefSeq and is a predicted model, not a curated record. Gene Ontology annotation, cellular component: cytoplasm. Gene Ontology annotation, molecular function: inositol-3-phosphate synthase activity. Lineage: Eukaryota; Metazoa; Arthropoda; Insecta; Hymenoptera; Braconidae. The transcript is spliced from 3 exons.